AUGAAAAAAGUUGUUUAUGAUACACAAUGUCCAGCUGAAUUUGAACAACACUGGAGUGACAUGUUGCAAAAUUAUGAGAGCUUGAAACAUAAUAAAUGGUUGAAUAAAUUAUACGAGGAGAAACAUCGAUGGGUGCCUUGUUUUGUGAAGACCACUUUUUGGGAUGGGAUGUCGACUACACAACGAUCCGAGAGUAUGAAUGCAUUUUUUGACGGGUAUGUUCAUUCAAGAACGUCUUUGAAGCAAUUCGUUGAAAAAUUUGAUAAUGCACUGGGAUACAAAAUGGAAAAGGAGCUUAAAGCAGAUGCUAGAUCGUUUUCAACAAUUAUUCCAACCUCAACUUCGUAUAAUGUGGAGAAACAAAUUCAAAGAUUAUACACUCAUGCGAAGUUUAAAGAGUUUCGUAAUCAGUUGAUACGGAAAAUGUAUUGCGAGAUAAUUGGUAGUCAAGAUGAAAUCAAAGAUGGAGUCAUGGUUCAAACUUAUGACAUACAAGAAGAAAUUUACUAUCAAAAACCGCAAGAGGAUAAAGAAGAAGUUGAUGAUGAUGAUGAAUUGGUUGCAUCAAAUGAAGACAUUACUUCACUAGAUAUGGAACAUACUGCACCAAUUGAAGAAUCUGAAUCCAAAUCUGAACCCGAACUUGAUCCUGAUAUUGAUUGGUCGAUGAAAAAGAUUAUCUUUAAGAUAUGGUUUCAGAAAAAUGAAUGCAAAGUCGAGUGUAGUUGUCAUAGAUUUGUAUUUCGUGGAAUACUUUGCACGCAUGCGAUAUGUGUGUUACUUCGUAAUGAUGUUUUACUAAUCCCAGACAAUUACAUAUUAAGAAGAUGGAGAAAAGAUGUGAAGUUGUUACACACAAAGGUGCCAAUAAAUUCCGAUAGUUGGCAUUUGACUCCAGCAGAAAAACGUUACAAGAAGCUAUGUGAUUAUUUUGCAGAACUUGCAGAUGUAGCUUCAAAGGAUAGUGAUAAGUGCAGUAAUAUCAAGAAAUGGAUACGUGAACAAUUGAGAGAAACAGUGGAAAAAGGAUCUGGUAUUGAAGCAGAAAUAAACAACUCUGGUCAAGAGAAUGAAGCUAUAAAAGUAAGUAAUCCUCCUCAAGCAAAUACAAAAGGUAGGCCUUGUACUAACCGUUUGAAGCCUAAGCAAUACAAAAGAAAAGCGAAAAAAGAAAACGUCAAUACCAAUGAACAAAUACCGAGUCAACAAAGCUUGGUAAGUAAUAUUCAGCCAUCGAAGAAAAGAAAAACGAGUAGUAAGAAAGAAAACAUCACGACCACUAAAGAAAUCCUGACUCAACAAAACACGGAGGGUGCAUUUCAGUCAUUGGGAGGAGCUGAAAUCAAUAAUCUUAAUAGGGGAUAG
Molecule: messenger RNA, 1365 nt
Organism: Papaver somniferum (opium poppy)
Lineage: Eukaryota; Viridiplantae; Streptophyta; Magnoliopsida; Ranunculales; Papaveraceae
Product: protein FAR1-RELATED SEQUENCE 6-like
Exons: 3
Coding region: 1-1365 (454 amino acids)
Biological process (GO): regulation of DNA-templated transcription
Molecular function (GO): zinc ion binding
Source: RefSeq, a predicted model, not a curated record